UUCAUUUCUGAACGCGUUUGUGGGGUUUGGUUUGGACCACGUUUGGGCAUCGGAGUAAAGUAUUGUCAAGGAGGGUUCGCUGGUGUUUGUCGGUGUCGGAUUGAGUUUCGUUAGCGGAUUUUGUGAGAGUGACCACCUUGCGCACCUGCUCGCUGCAAUAUCCCGGCUGUUACACCCGUCUGGUCGACCAUGUCCCGAACCUGCGUGAAUUCGCCUGAACCUGCGCAAACCUGCGUCCAGCCAAAGUAGAAGCGAGUAAUGGAGUAACGCUUAGUUUUUGUAGAUUUUAACGAACGCGUGUCGGGAUCGACGCUGAGUGUUAAAGAAGCCUCGAAUAAGACAUGAGAAUGGCGAAAACGAGAAAUCGGAGUGUUCGACGCGUUUCAAUUGCGAGCUCUUUUGGUCUAUUGUUGGACAAGAAUUGACCUCAUAUCAAAGAAGGAAAGGAUGAGAGGAACACAAUUAUUACCAAUGCGCCUGCUUCGGAGACAAGUGCUUCGCGUUGUCAGUUCUUGCUUCUUUAUCAGUUGGUCGCAGAGCGAAGAUAUCGAUGUUGCAUUUUGGCUUUCAUGCGAUGCAACUCCACGAUUCGAUAUAAAUUCGUGAAACCAACAAUUUGCAUUUUAUGGAUAAAAAUGAUGAGAUUAACUGGACCAUGACAACCAAAAAGAUUGCAAGGACAUUUCAACGACUUUGUAAUUCUUGGUGUUGAGAAUCCUUUUUUAUAUACAUUUCAUCUAGAGUAUUAAUCAAGGAUAAAGGAUACGUGCUCAAAGAGCAAGGUUCAUUAUGGACGAAGGCAUGCUGGAUGAUUUGUUGGAAUGCUCGGUCUGCCUCGAGAGAUUAGAUACUUCUAGCAAAGUUUUACCAUGCCAACAUACUUUUUGCAAAAAAUGUCUGGAAGACAUAGCAAAUACACAUCGCGAGUUACGAUGCCCAGAGUGUCGGAUCCUGGUUGAAGUAAAGAUCGAUGACUUGCCACCUAAUGUUUUAUUGAUGCGCAUUUUGGAGGGCAUGCGUAAUGCUGGACCUAGGAAUGGAAAGAAUUCUACACGCACGAAUGCUACUCCUAGGCGACCUUUCGCAGGCCACCAGGUCGCCCCUGUACCUAUCAAUACUUCCAUUGCCCCUAUUGUAGCUCCCGAUUCUACUGUCAGACAUGCAGAUUCUUCUGCUAAACUUACCCGAUCACAUCCUCAGCCGUACGGGCGAGCCAUUUACGAUUAUGUCUCUAAAGUUCCAGGGGAUUUAAACUUCAGAAAGGGAGACAUUAUUACGCUAAGAAAGAAAAUUGAUAACAAUUGGUACUUUGGAGAGUCUAGCAGCAGUCAUGGUGUCUUUCCAUUAUCUUACAUUCAGGUGGUAACGCCAUUGCCACCUCAUAUUCCUCAGUGCAAAGCUUUAUACGACUUCCGAAUGACCAACGAUGAAGAAGAAGGUUGUCUGACUUUUAACAAGGGUGAGGUUAUCAGUGUAAUUAGACGAGUGGAUGAAAAUUGGGCAGAGGGAAAAUUGCUGGACCGAAUUGGUAUUUUCCCUCUGGCAUUUGUAGAACUGAAUGGUGUAGCUAGAGCUCUUAUGAAGCUGUCUGCAAACGCACAACCAGGCCCAUCCAGAGUGGCUCCACCAACUCCUACUAACGAAGAAACAACACCGUUGAUACCAACUGACCAUUCGCGAAACGUACAAACUACAAGCCAUCCUCGUCCUCAACCAGCACCCACCUCCACACUGCCAGUGUCAGACUCAAACUCCACCCUUUCCUCUGGAGGUAGUUCUACGACAACAACCACACCAAAUACUCCAAAUAGUUCGAGCACAUCUAGCAGCUCAAGCACGGCUCCAAGCAGCCCUGGUAGCCCAGCUACUUCUCCGAUGGCAGUAGGCACAAGGCAAAGCGUCAAACGCCACAGUUUCACUGCCAACACAAGGCAUCAUUCUCAUUCACACUCUCACCACAGACACAGUGCGGAGAUACUUAGUCCUGCAGUGGACGCUCUAAUAGCUGGGAACGGUUCAACUAAUGGCAACGGAACUGGAAAUGGCGCUGGCUCCAAUGAACAUUUUGCUUUGGCGGUUUUGACGAGCCCUGACCCUACGGAGUACAGUCUUCGCCAUCGCCGCAGUGGAAGUAGCGACCAGGUCCUCGCCCAAAGUCUUUCGACAAGUGUAGUCAACACUGCGAGCACUACCUCCAACAGUUGCCACUUGCCCGCAGCGUACAUAGCCUUGUAUCCGUACAAACCUCAAAAAGCUGAUGAGUUAGAGCUUAGAAAAGGCGGCAUUUAUAUGGUCACCGAACGUUGUCAAGAUGGCUGGUUCAAGGGAACGUCGAAUCGUACCCAAAAGUGUGGAGUCUUUCCAGGCAACUAUGUCACACCUGCGAAAUGCCAACGCGGUGCCUGUCGUACAGCUUCGAGUGGCUCGGUACCGUCCCAACAGGGUGCCGCCCUGGCUUCCGUACAAGUGAGCGCCGGUGAACGAUUACACGCCUCUUGUACAAGGACAAAUAAGAGCGGCCCUUCUUUGCAGCAACCGUUCAAUUUACACUCCCUGCCACCGCCGGAAUUACCCCCGCGGUCUGCCAGUCCUAGCCCCGUGUCUUCGUCGACCUGGCUAAAUAAGAGCCAGUCUCCACCCCGAGGUGGCGAGCAAUCAAUGAACGCUACCGGCACGACCCCCACCACAUCCAGCAGUGCCGCCACUACUGUGAUUGGACGAACCCAUGCGACAGUGUCGCCGCCUACUGUCGCAGCGUCGCCAGGUAGUCAAGCAGCAGUAGCUCCUAUUUUGCCAUCAACUCCUGAUGUUCAUCGUGAACCAAGUCGAAGUCCGAGCAGCACUGCUCGCAUGUCCUCCAACGCGCCCAUGUCUCUCCCGACCGCGUCUACCGUUGCACCAUUAAUUAAUGUGAGAAGCGCUGAAAAGCCGAAAGAGAAGAAGGACCACAAGGGCGUUUCCUUGAUGCGGCGUUUGACGAACAUCAAGAAAUCCAAAUCACCUCCUCCGGCCACGUACUCCAUGGAUAAUCCUGUGUUUGACGAUGGGAACUCUAUCGGCACCUCCAAUCCAGUACACAUGCGGUCGGGGUCUUGCCCCAGCCAGUUGCUACAGAUGGGGCCUGCGCAAGAAAUAAAUAAUCCGGUGCACAACCAACAACGAUUGCACCUAGGAUCCGGUCAAGGACUCACACAUGCCGUCAUUUCUGAGAGGGCUAAACAAAAGGAGAAAUACUCCCUGCCUGUCUCCCAAUGUGUUUUUACGCAGAGGCCUGGAGAUCCGACAACGGCGACAAACCCGACCGGCAGUAGUCAUCAUCGCAAGAGCAACUCUUUAGACGCUGGAAUGGGAAAGCACAUAAAGCAGCACCAAUUUUCAUCGAGAGAAAGGGAACGCGUAUACAGAUUUCGUUGUAUCGUCCCAUAUCCUCCGAACAGCGAGUUCGAAUUGGAGCUGCGCGUCGGAGACAUAAUCUACGUACACAAGAAACGCGACGACGGUUGGUAUAAAGGCACGCAGGAACGCACAGGUCGUACCGGUCUCUUUCCGGCCAGCUUCGUCGAAGCCUUUUGAGAUUCAACCAGCGCUCGAUUCCUAUUGGAGACCUGCAUUUAAAUCGUUCGCGGUGAGCCGAUCGACAAUUCCACACCGCGGUAAAAGGAUAGAUGCAAAAUGUGGUCCCUGUGUACGGCGUAACCGUGCAGUGGCACGCGACGUAUGGUACACAGGAAGAGGGCCAAAUCGAGCAAAUUUCGUUGCGCGUAUUCUAUGUACGUGCCUUUUUUAUAGCUGUAGCCGAGAGGUUGUCACCAUUAGCCAUAUCGCGGCGUUUAUCGAGACUAUAGACGACGAAUCGUUCGAGGACGCGGGAUGGCGAUUGAAAUCGACUCAGUGAAGAAACUCUUCCGCGCGAUGAUGACACCUAGUGGAAGAUGUUUCGCGAGAAAUUCACGUUCGUAAAAAAGUGAACUUGCUUCCCGUCCGCGUGUAAACCUUAUUCCGAUGUCUAAGAUAGAAAACGCGUAUAGACUAGAGGCAUACAAUUCCCCUUUUUGGAGGUGGUUGCGAAAGACACUCGGAAAAGCGUCCCUUGCGGUGACUUUUACCAUUGAUCGGUGAUCGUGCUCGAUGCGUCACUGUUGAACAUUAUCAGUCGAGAGGAUGGAGAAAGUGACGUCGCUAGGGUAUAAGUUUUUCUUUUAACUCCACUUCCAAGGAAGGGACUCGAAGCCCGUUGCCGUAUGUAUGUAUGCAUGUAUGUACGUAUGUGAGCGUGAUUGUGCGCAAUUCGAUGUACUCGAGGUGACUAGGUAAUAAGCUUAAUUCGGAAUCGUCUGUACUGCCAUUAACCCCUUACCGAGUGUGCGGAGACGAAGGCGAGGCGUAUAUCGUGAAUAUUAUCCGUCGCGUUUAUGUGCAUGUACACUAGUGAUAUCGCAACUAUCGCAUUUAUAUAAUUGACAUUCGAUCGAUCGUCGGAGCUCGGGACAUCACUUCGCGUCAAAAUACUUUUCGAGCAGUCCAAAACACCCUGUCCUCUUCGGGGGAAUACAAACGUACCAUGCCGCUCCAAAUCGUGCCUUCGAUAUUGCCAGGAAAAUUCGCGGUAAAUAGCGACACCAGGAGUGUCUUCGGAAAGAACGGUUGGGCUGGUUUGAAACGGCGUUCAAUCUUUAUUAGCGUUGUACGAAAUCGAUUCGAGAACUCGUUAUUUCCGAAUGCAUCUCGACUGGUCUCUCGUGCACGAAACGCAUCGCCACGAUGUCAUGUCCCGUGCCUUUAAACCCUGCUUCGAAAAGAAUGGAAACCAUUAACGUGUAGCGACCAUUUUCUUUACUAGCUGUUUACAUAUAUUAUACACGGUGUAAAACUGCUAAUUGGUGUUUAAGAAGUCAUUAAAGUGUACUUUGUUUUUCGUCCGCGGAAGUCGUUUACCGAACGCCUGACGAUGCGACGAGCUUGGUCUUAAAUAUUUAAUAAACUAGUGAAUAAUUAUGCUACAAGCAAUGCAAUGACGCGCAAUACUUUUCUCCGUCGACUGGCACUGCGAUUAUUUACCUGUAUGAAGUACAACAUUGUAUACGGUUAGUUAGAAUCGUUUCUUAUACGUUUUCUCGAAUUCUGUAACCUGCGAACUUUGCGUCGUCGAGGUAAUCUGUGACGUCAGUUUUAAUAUUACGUAAUUUCACUUUU
Molecule: messenger RNA, 5193 nt
Organism: Orussus abietinus
Lineage: Eukaryota; Metazoa; Arthropoda; Insecta; Hymenoptera; Orussidae
Gene: POSH
Product: SH3 domain-containing RING finger protein 3
Exons: 13
Coding region: 790-3573 (927 amino acids)
Molecular function (GO): protein binding; metal ion binding
Source: RefSeq, a predicted model, not a curated record